Malurus melanocephalus (red-backed fairy wren) is the source of this 1102-nucleotide messenger RNA. RefSeq lists its product as uncharacterized. The transcript is spliced from 5 exons. NCBI's taxonomy places the organism in Eukaryota, Metazoa, Chordata, Aves, Passeriformes, Maluridae. Gene Ontology annotation, molecular function: acetylcholine receptor regulator activity. The record is from RefSeq and is a predicted model, not a curated record.
AUGUGCCAGGGAUCCAGGAGGGACAGUGACGACUUGAGGCACAAAAAACGUUCUUCUCAUCUCCUUUCCAACCUCUUCGAGCCAGUGGGGAUUAAGGAACUCUCUUGGAUCAGGGAAAAUGAAUCCUUGAUGGUGCAAGGAAACGAGAUAAUUAACGAGGAUAAGGAAUCGCGGAAAUUGUGGUCUGCUUGGAAUUCCAGCAUCAGCUCUGCAAAUGGUGGGGACCUGUCUGUCCAUCGGUCUCUGAGGAUCCUCCUGCUCAAUCCUUCUUUAGAUCCUGGGCUGCAGCUGGAGGAAAUCUGGACAAUUCUAUGGAAAACAGCAUUGGAGUAGCACUGGGAGUGGAGGUCUGAAGAGCCGGGAUUUCUCCCCGCAGUGAUGCCCAGGAUGGUGACCGGAGCSCUUCUCCCGUUCUUCAUCCUCUCAGGAAUUCGGGUUUCAGCUGAGAACAUCAACUUCCACAACGUCAGGCCUCCCCUAGACCGUAAGUGGGCAUUUUUUAUGGAAUUCCAGCCUUUUCUGCAUGGAAUUCCAACAUUUUUUCAUGGCAUUCCAGCCUUUUUUCAUGGAAUUCCACUCCAAGCUUUCAUUCCCGUGGAUGAGCAGCUCCAAGGUUUCAUUCCCGUGGAUGAGCAGCUCGAAGGUUUCAUUCCUGUGGAUGAGCAGCUCCAAGGUUUCAUUCCCGUGGAUGAGCAGCUCCAAGGUUUCAUUCCCGUGGAUGAGCAGCUCCAAGGUUUCAUUCCUGUGGAUGAGCAGCUCCAAGGUUUCAUUCCUGUGGAUAACCCUCUGGAAUUUCCCGUUGCAGGUGCCCGGUACUGCCUGACCGUUCACCUGUUCACGGCGCAGGGCCAGAGCACCUCGGUCACCAAGAAAUGCGCCACGGGCGAGGAGUGUCACCUGGUGGGCUGCCAGCGGCGCGGGGACAGCGGCCACACCGAGUGCGUUUCCUGCUGCGAAGGAAUGAUCUGCAACGUGGAGAUCCCCACCAACGCCACCAACGCCGUCCUGGCCGUGCUGCAGGCGCGCCGAGCGUCCGGGGGCAACCGAGGGGUGCCAUCCAUGGCCCUGCUGGUGGCACUGGUGAYGGUGGCACUGCCCUGAC